Molecule: messenger RNA, 2409 nt
Organism: Acomys russatus (golden spiny mouse)
Lineage: Eukaryota; Metazoa; Chordata; Mammalia; Rodentia; Muridae
Gene: Myot
Product: myotilin
Exons: 11
Coding region: 418-1911 (497 amino acids)
Biological process (GO): axon guidance; dendrite self-avoidance; homophilic cell-cell adhesion
Cellular component (GO): plasma membrane; axon
Molecular function (GO): cell-cell adhesion mediator activity
Source: RefSeq, a predicted model, not a curated record
UGGUUAUUCUGUGACCUCACCAUCCUAAUUUAUUCCUUAACAACUAGCAUGUUAUUGAGUCAACUAGGAAGAGUCUAGAAGGGGGUUGGGGAUCCCCUAUUUGAAAAUGCUCAGAGGGGCUCACAGGGGCUUGCUACAUCAAGCCAGGUGGAAGAGCAGGCCCCACGGUUGGUAGCAACCUUGUAUUCAAGAGAGAAAGACAAAGACAAAGGUUGCUACCAAAUCAGGGUAAGAUUGCCAAGAUCUUGGCUCUUCAUUUGAUGGAGUCUAAUUCUGUUCUCUUUACAAAGAGCUAAGGUUACACUGAGCAAAGGUUACCAUUUACGCGAGACAUGAAGCCUGCUGUCAUAGCUCAACACUGAGCCCUACGAUCAGGACGUUCCGGGAGCAAAUCCAUCUUCCACAUACCAACUAAGCAUGUUUAACUACGAACGUCCAAAACAUUUCAUUCAGUCCCAAAAUCCGUGUGGCUCCAGGCUGCAGCCUCCAGGACCAGAGGUCUCCAGCUCCCCUGGCCAGACCAAACAGUCUUCCAUCGUCAUCCAGCCCCGCCAGUGCACAGAGCAGAGGUUUUCCGCCUCCUCCACAGUGAGCUCUCACAUCACCGUGUCCUCCUCUGCUUACCCUGCAUCCCAGCAGCUUGCUGGCCCCAACCCAGGCCAAAAGGUUACCGCUGCCUAUAACCAGUCGCCAGCCAGCUUCCUCAGUUCUAUAUUACCGUCUCACCCUGAUUACAGUAACAGCAAGAUCCAGUCCACCGUGGACUCCAACUAUCAACAACCUUCAGUUAGCCAACCUGUAAAUGCCAUGCCAUCCCAAACUACAAAUGCUAACCCCACUCCAAGGACUCCUGACCAUGAAAUCCAAGGAUCAAAAGAAGCAUUGAUUCAAGAUUUGGAGAGAAAGCUCAAAUGCAAGGACACCCUUCUUCAUAAUGGGAAUCAGAGACUGACUUAUGAGGAGAAGAUGGCACGCAGGUUGUUAGGACCUCAGAAUGCUGCUGCUGUGUUUCAAGCUCAGAACAGUGAUGCCCAAGACUCUCCACAGCAGCAUAACCCAGAGCAUGUGCGGCUGCAAGUUCCUACAUCUCAAGUAAGAAGUAGAUCAUCCUCCAGAGCAGAGGCAAAUGACCAGGAUGCCAUCCAAGAGAAGUUUUACCCACCACGCUUCAUUCAAGUGCCAGAAAACAUAUCGAUGGAAGAGGGAAGGUUCUGCAGAAUGGACUUCAAAGUGAGUGGACUGCCAGCCCCUGAUGUGUCAUGGUAUCUAAAUGGGAGACCAGUGCAAUCAGAUGAGCUGCACAAAAUGAUAGUGUCUGAGAAGGGCUUUCACUCCCUCAUCUUCGAAGUGGUCAGAGCAUCAGAUGCAGGGUCAUAUGCCUGCGUGGCCAGGAACAGAGCUGGGGAAGCCACCUUCACAGUGCAGCUGGAUGUCCUGGCAAAAGAACAUAAAAGAGCACCAAUGUUUAUCUACAAACCACAGAGUAAGAAAGUUUUUGAGGGAGAGUCGGUGAAGCUAGAAUGCCAGAUCUCAGCUAUCCCUCCACCAAAGCUUUUCUGGAAAAGGAACAAUGAAAUGGUCCAAUUCAACACGGAUCGGAUAAGUUUAUAUCAUGAUAAUGCUGGAAGAGUAACUUUGCUGAUAAAAGAUGCAAACAAGAAGGACGCUGGCUGGUAUACGGUGUCAGCAGUCAACGAAGCUGGCGUGACCACGUGUAACACGCGAUUAGAUGUCGCAGCCCGCCCAAACCAAACGCCCCCAGCUCCGAAGCAGCUGCGUGUUCGACCAACUUUCAGCAAGUACUUAGCUCUAAAUGGGAAAGGUUUGGAUGUGAAACAAGCUUUUAACCCUGAAGGAGAGUUUCAGCGGUUGGCAGCUCAGUCUGGACUCUACGAAAGUGAAGAGCUUUAAUAAUUUUGUCCACAGUGGAAAACACAACUUCACUAUUACCAAUAUUUCUGAUGACGUUGUAGGGGGAAAAAUAUCUAUGGCUCUAUUAACAGAUUGUGGCUUUACUUAGAGCGUAUAACUAACAGGCAUUUAUGAUGUUAUUUAGCCUGACUCUGACUCAGCCUGUCUCUGCUUCUUACCUGUGAAGCCAACAGCAAAACUGAGUAUACAGGUUUGUAGUGUAAGAGGCUGUCUUAAGAUGCAGUGUCUUAACACUUAAGCCAUACAUAUUUAACAACUACGAGUUGUGAACCAGCAACAUUUUAAACACCACUGAUGCUUGCAGUAACGUUUAUGGGUAUUGCUUAACACAAGUGUAUUUACCUCUUUUCUCUUGUAGGAAUACUAAUGUGAUACAGCUUAUCUGAGUGUUCCACAAUUUCAUGUCAAAAGAAUAAAAUUCAAAUAGUUAAAACAGGCUGGUCUUAUCUUCAUGAGAGUCUAGAAUGCUCUUCCUGA